Molecule: messenger RNA, 2210 nt
Organism: Penaeus chinensis
Lineage: Eukaryota; Metazoa; Arthropoda; Malacostraca; Decapoda; Penaeidae
Product: kinase D-interacting substrate of 220 kDa-like
Exons: 17
Coding region: 228-1742 (504 amino acids)
Cellular component (GO): cytoplasm; nucleus
Molecular function (GO): protein binding
Source: RefSeq, a predicted model, not a curated record
AAAAAAAAAAAUAAUAAUAAUAAUUAAAAAGGAGAUUCUAAAGUCUAUCAAUUGCCUUUAUCAGCGACAGACAUAAACCAGGGAUUCUUUAAGCAUUUGGCACCCGCGGGAGGAAGUUUCUUUGCCGGGCGGAGUUCACAGGUAAUCACAGUUCUAAGGAUAGUGGCGCAGGAUAGGCGUGUUGCAAGCAUCCUACGUGAAAAGAUCGCCAGGAGACACGAGCAGCGAUGGCGGAAUCCGAGCGAUUGUUCUUCUCUUUCAUAAUGUUCUUGGCUGUGAUGUGCCGUGGAUGUGACUCUCAGAUGUCUCCGGAGUCGCAGAAUAUUCAGAAUAUCUUGGAGGGGCUUCAGCAAACUCUUGGAGACGCUUCAAGAUUAGGGACGACGGAUCCAGAGGAGAUCAAGCAAAUCACCAGUCAACUGCAGUCCUUGCUAGAUGCAGUGAGUGAAGUACAAGGGACGGAAGAAGAAGUUCGACAGUCGGCGUCGCAAGUUCUCAACCAUCCUCUCAUCCAACAAAUUCUCGUUUUCACGCGGCUUGUCGAUUUCCAGAACUUCAAUGGGUCGUCGCUCCUGUUAUCAAGCGCUGCCGGGGGCGUCGUGUCCUCCGUCCAGCUGAUGCUCAGGGCCGGCGCCUUCGUCAACCUGCGCGACGAAAACGGAUGGACGCCGCUCAUCUGGGCUGCUCGUAAUAACCACAGUGAUGUAGUCAAGGUCCUACUCGAGGCUGGAGCUGACCCGAACAUCGAGAACUGGAAUUUUGGUGACGACCCCUUAGGAUGGGCUGCCUAUAACGGACACCCCACUAUAGUGCAAGACCUCUUAAAUGCAGGAGCUGAUAUAGGACAUGUUGAUGGCGAUGGUGACACAGCGUUCCUGUUGGCUGUGAGAGGAAACCGUCUUGAGGUUGCGAGAAGUCUUCUUAGCAGCGGGGCAGUUGUAAACGUCCAGAAUAAUGAUGGCUGGAAUGCAGUGAUACAAGCGGCCUACAACGACAACCUUGACUUAUUACGACUCGUUAUCCAAGCCGGGGGAAGUUUGAAUGAAAAAACUAAGAAAUACGGAGACACGGCGUUGAUGUGGGCCUCUUCGCUCGGACACCUGGAGAUCAUGAGGGAACUUUUGGCCGCUGGAGCCGAGGUCGACCUUGAGAAUAAUAAUGGAUACACUUCCCUGUCAAUGUCCAUCACGCAGAAUCAACCGGAAGCAGCCAAGAUCCUCCUGGCCUUUGGUGCAGACAUCAACCAGAGAGCGAAGGAUGGUGACUCUGUCCUGAUGGAAGCCGUGAACUUAGGUCGACAAGCGAUGGUGGAAGUCCUGUUGAAACAUUGUCCAGACAUGAGUGUUGAAAACAUUAACCGGAAGAAUGUCUUCACCCUAGCUCGCGAAAAAUUCAAUACUGAAAUCAGGAAUAUGAUACAAGCUCACGGGGCAACCACAUGUCUUGCCGAUGGUCACUCUUACAUCCUGGGGAGUGUGAAAUAUGACAGCUGCCGCCAACAACAGUGCUGUCACAGUGUCUGGAGGAAUACUGGCCUGGCCCUGCAAUCCUGUGGUACUGAGUGCAACACGCCAGGUACUCGCUUAGGCACCUGUGUGCUAGUGAACGAGUGCGUGAGGCUGGAACAGGUGUUUCGCGUGACUAAUGCAGCGGGGGAUGUGGGACGGACCACGAAGUUCCUCGUCGACCAUCGCUGUGAUACCAGAGAUGGAAAUAUUCACGUUUGCUGCCCGACAUUAUAAGGACAAAAUACAUUAAAAAUAAUUCAACGAAAGGUUAAAAAGAAUCAUGUUUGUGAUUAGGUUUGUUAUCAUCACUGUUGCAGUAUUUCUUGCAUAAACACUCUUGCUAAUUGAAUGUAGUAUAAAACAACUAUUAUAAUCACCAUUAAUGUGUGUAGUCAUGCAGCAAUGGAUAUAUCAGUAAUGGUCAACAGUUAUAAUUACAUUCAACAUAACCUCAAGAAGAGCAAUUGCAGUAGUAUAGCAGUGCAAUCAAGUGCACAUCAAUAAUGAUAAGAAAAGCAAUAAUCUCAAUAUCUAUGUGUCUUUCCAUUGUAAAUCAAGGGCUGCUUAACCCAUUCUCCCCAUGUGGCAAGAAUACACUGUAAUACACGUUUAUUUAUUGUAUUUACACAUAGAUGGCUCUACAAGUUCUUAAUCACCAAAUAGCCAGUUAUUAGAAACUACUUAUCUCACCUGUUUACCCUU